AUGGAUUCUUCCCUAGUUUUUGGAGGUGCAGAAGAAUGCCACAGCAGUGAAUCCGGGUGGACUAUGUACAUUGGCUCACCUGUGCAAGGUGAGGAGGAUGAUGAUAUUGAUCCAAGUGGCUAUGAUGCUCAUGGAGAAUUUGAUGGUUUAGCUGAAGAAAAUCAUAAAGCUAAUCAUCAUGAUGCAAAUAGUGAUGAUUCUAUGGCCUCUGAUGCUUCUUCUGGUCCCAGUCAUCGAGAGCAACCGUGGACGGCUGGUCGCGGAAUAACUGAAUACUACAAGGGGCAUGACGCCAAUGUUGAUGGAAAACAUUGCUCCAGCCACAAAAGCAAGAAGGCGGGAGUCAAGAAGAAUAGGCAUGAGAAGAAGAAUAAAGAGAAGGAUGAGGCUGAAGUUGCUGCAAAGGGAGUCAAGUAUUUUACACAAGGUAGUAAGCCAUCAAUAGCAGAAGUUAUUUUGAAGCCUGUAGAAAUUAGAAUCCUGGCAUGA
Coffea eugenioides is the source of this 489-nucleotide messenger RNA. RefSeq lists its product as uncharacterized. The record is from RefSeq and is a predicted model, not a curated record. NCBI's taxonomy places the organism in Eukaryota, Viridiplantae, Streptophyta, Magnoliopsida, Gentianales, Rubiaceae. Gene Ontology annotation, biological process: cytokinin biosynthetic process. The transcript has 2 exons. Bases 1 to 489 code for a protein of 162 amino acids.